GGGCCUGGGCCAUCAGCUCCAAAGGCCGCGAUUUCACAUCGGAAACAAAACAGUGGAUGCUCGGGAAGGAACCUCGGCUGCUAGAGGCCGGUGGUGGUGGCGGAGAGGAAAGGACCUAAUCCAGGAGCCAGCAAGUGACAGCAGCCUGUGAGGUCCUUGGAAAGCGUGGCCUGGAGGAGAACACAUGAAAGAAAGAACCCCAAGAGGCUCUGUUUUCUGUGAAAAGGUAUAUCUAUACAGUUGCUCCAAUGACAGAGUUACCCGCACCCUUGUCCUACUUCCAGAAUGCACAGAUGUCCGAGGACAACCACCUGAGCAAUACUGUACGUGGCCAGAAUGACAGUAGAGAGCGGCCUGAGCACGGCUCGGAGAGGCGGCGGCGUGGCAACACCGAGUCGGUGUCCAAUGGCCGAGCCCCCAACAGCUCACAGCAGGUGGUGGAGCAAGAGGAAGAGGAAGAUGAGGAGCUGACGUUGAAAUACGGCGCCAAACAUGUGAUCAUGCUGUUUGUCCCUGUGACUCUCUGUAUGGUGGUGGUUGUGGCCACCAUCAAAUCAGUCAGCUUUUAUACCCGGAAGGAUGGGCAGCUAAUCUAUACUCCGUUUACAGAGGACACGGAGACUGUGGGGCAGAGAGCCCUGCACUCAAUCCUGAACGCGGUGAUCAUGAUCAGCGUCAUUGUCGUCAUGACGAUUCUCCUGGUGGUUCUCUAUAAAUACAGGUGCUACAAGGUCAUCCAUGCCUGGCUUAUUGUUUCAUCCCUGUUGUUGCUGUUCUUUUUCUCAUUCAUUUACUUGGGGGAAGUGUUUAAAACCUAUAAUGUUGCCAUGGACUACAUUUCGGUUGCUCUUCUGAUCUGGAAUUUUGGUGUGGUGGGAAUGAUCGCCAUUCAUUGGAAAGGUCCACUGAGACUCCAGCAGGCAUAUCUCAUUAUGAUCAGUGCCCUCAUGGCCCUGGUAUUUAUCAAGUACCUCCCAGAAUGGACCACCUGGCUCAUCUUGGCUGUGAUUUCAGUAUAUGAUUUAGUGGCUGUUUUGUGUCCAAAAGGCCCGCUUCGUAUGCUGGUUGAAACAGCUCAGGAGAGAAAUGAAACUCUCUUCCCAGCUCUUAUUUACUCUUCAACAAUGGUAUGGUUGGUGAAUAUGGCAGAAGGAGACCCAGAAGCCCAAAGGAAGGUAUCCAAAAACUCCAAUUACAAUGCCCAAAGCACAGAAAGUGAGUCACAAGACCCAGUGACAGAGAGUGAUGAUGGUGGCUUCAGCGAAGAGUGGGAAGCCCAGAGAGACAGUCGCCUGGGGCCUCAUCACUCUACGGCUGAGUCGCGAUCUGCCGUGCAGGACCUUUCCAGCAGCAUCCUGGCCAGUGAGGACCCAGAGGAAAGUAUGUGCCUUUCUCUACACUGGCAAGUCAUGAGAGUCCUGGGUUUUUAAGAUGCUACAGUAUCAUACUUUUCCCAAAAGAACAUGAGUCAGAUUGUUCCAGUCUAAUUCUAAAUAGCAGUGUAGUUUUUACUGAGAAGUAACAAUAGUUGCUGCUUCUCUCAUAGUUAAAUUUAUUAAUGGACCAAAUUCUACCCCUCAGAUUUUUUU
This is a messenger RNA of Cervus elaphus (red deer), 1589 nucleotides long. Its product is annotated as presenilin-1-like. The transcript has a single exon. Bases 249 to 1430 code for a protein of 393 amino acids. Gene Ontology annotation, molecular function: beta-catenin binding; cadherin binding; aspartic endopeptidase activity, intramembrane cleaving. NCBI's taxonomy places the organism in Eukaryota, Metazoa, Chordata, Mammalia, Artiodactyla, Cervidae. Gene Ontology annotation, biological process: negative regulation of apoptotic process; protein processing; amyloid precursor protein catabolic process. Gene Ontology annotation, cellular component: dendritic shaft; perinuclear region of cytoplasm; cell cortex. The record is from RefSeq and is a predicted model, not a curated record.